Molecule: messenger RNA, 3838 nt
Organism: Tripterygium wilfordii
Lineage: Eukaryota; Viridiplantae; Streptophyta; Magnoliopsida; Celastrales; Celastraceae
Exons: 7
Coding region: 1-3585 (1194 amino acids)
Biological process (GO): DNA-templated transcription
Cellular component (GO): nucleus
Source: RefSeq, a predicted model, not a curated record
AUGGAUGAAUACAUGGCAGUAGAAUGCUCAUCCCUGCCAUUGUUCCAGUUGAUUUUAUUUCCUCAGGGUUGUUACACACUGGGUGCUAGCCUAACUGGUUUCCAUUCGUGUAUUUCUUCCCGGUGGUUAAGGGUUCAAAUCUUGUAUCUUGUGGGUAACAUUUGUAAAGUCGGGCACACACGCGCAUAUAUAUAUUAUCCGUUCGGAUUAGCUUUUAGGGUUUUCGUUUCUUUUAUAAUCACACCAAACAGAGCGCAAGUUAGGUUCUAUCUCUUUAGCCGACUCUCUCUGCCUCUCAAUCAGCUCAGAUCUUCAACUCCAUUUCCGGCGACUUACCGUAAACCUCUUUUCAGAUUCUACGAUCAGUGGGCACUUGGAUAUGUUGCGAGUCUAGCUUGUCCAACGAUCCGGUGUCCAGCACUACCAAUGGCAAGCAACCAAAUGAAUCAGAUGGAAUCCAUUUUUAAUCAAUUUGACUCAUCAAUACAGGGCGGACAUAUGGGGUCGGGCACAAAUAAUCCUGCUCAUCAGCACAUGGCGGUAUCAACCAUGCAUAUGGGGCUCAUGUUGCCUCCAGGUUCCAUUGCUCCCACACCCCAACAUGUACCAGUGUCUAACAUCCAAAAUAUACCAUCAUAUAAUCCUGGGUUUCAGAGAUUAUCAAUGUCGAACAUGCAGAUGGGACAGCUUGGCACACAAGCCUAUGGUUUGUUUCCUCAGCAGAUUUUACUACCUAACAAGCAAUUAGGGGAGAUGGAAAUGAGCUUUAAUAAUAUGCAGAAUUUAUCGGCAGCUAGUAAGCGCAAGGCACCAAUGGAGCCGGUGUCCAACCAAGUUGCACAACAAAAUAUGUCAAUGCCCAACAAAAGGGUAGCACCAAGUGAACACAGGCCAUGGUUGAUGCAGCAAGUGUCUCCAUCAAAUAACACUUUGCAGUCCCAACACUUGCAAGCACCAAAGAGAACAGUACAACUGCAAUCCGCUCCUCGUAAAUCUGGUCCACAGCAGUCGUCAGUUCAAAAGCCUCAUACUGUGCAAGUACAAUCUUCUCCAAAAAUUCAGACAGAUUACAGGUCCAAACUCAGAGAAUCACUUGCAUCUGCCUUGGAAUUGGUUACUCAGCGUAAAAAUAAACCAUCAAAUUUAGGAAAGGAUUCUCAAGGUGGGGCUGCAACUGGGCAGACACUGGAAGGUUCUCAAUCCGUUGGGUCCGGUUUGGCUCUUGCUGAUGCUCUUGACCAGGGAUCCAAGUUACCCAAGGAUGAUUCACUGGCCAGUGAGGGGUCUUCUGUGGAAAAGGGUAAGGAUGGGGGAAGUGCAUCACAAGAGAAUUCUUCCAAUGGAGGUGCUGGAAAUUCUGUGCAAAAUACUAUUUGUGAUAAUCUGGGGCUCCAAUCAAAUGUGCUUUUAGCUGACGAGGAUUCAUUUAGUGACAACAUUUUUGCGAAAGAUGAACUUUUGCAGGGAAAUGGGCUCUCCUGGGUAAUGGAUCCCGUUGCUGAUUUGACAGAGAAUAAGGAAGUUCUGUCUGCUAAGAAUCAAAAGCCAAGCAACCAGGAAGUUGGUGGAGUAGUGGAGGAACAAGUUGAUCAAACCCCCCAAAUGUUGGCAGCAAAAAUUGAAGAUGAACUCUUCAAAUUAUUUGGAGGUGUUAAUAAAAAAUAUAAAGAAAAAGGCAGGUCUCUUUUGUUUAAUUUGAAGGAUCGUAAUAACCCUGAACUGAGAGAAAGAGUUGUGGCUGGAGAAAUCCCCCCUGAGAAGCUUUGCAAUAUGACUGCAGAGGAUCUUGCUUCUAAGGAGCUUUCUGAGUGGCGGAUGGCGAAGGCAGAAGAGCUUGCCCAGAUGGUUGUUUUGCCUGAUUCAGAUGUCAGGCGUUUGGUGAAAAAAACACACAAGGGUGAAUUCCAAGUUGAAGUUGAGCCAGAUGACAGUGUCUCUGUGGAGGUAUCAGUUGGUGCAAGUUCUUUUACUCGGAGUAGAUUGGAUACUGAGGGGAAGGAAGCAUCUCCCCCAGCUAACCCUGUUGUAAAGGAAGAAGAAAGAGCUACCGGGGAUAAGAGUAAAUUAGAAAAUAGUGACAUUUCUUGUACACUUACGAUUCCUUCUACUGAGGGUAAUGAUUUAAUGCAAGGGCUAAUGGUGGAUGAUGGAUUGAAGGAUACUGAAUUUCUUCCUCCUAUUGUUUCCUUAGAUGAGUUCAUGGAAUCCCUUAAUUCAGAGCCGCCUUUUGCAAAUUUACAAGCAGAUGAGGGAAAGGUCUCACCAAAAUUGGGCAAGGAUGACUUAGAGUCGAAGUCAAAGUCUCCGGAUGGGCUUCCAGAAGAUCCUGUUCAAACUUCCCCGGAUGAAGUUGAUAAUAUUGAUGCAAUAGAUGCGAGGUCAGAUGCUGAUGCAAAAUCUGGUGACAAAAAUGUCAAGUCAGAAAACAUUCCUGUCGGUGUGUCCAAAGGUGAACAUGUUUGGGAAGGCUUACUUCAGCUAAAUGUCUCGGCACUGGCCCCUGUUUUUGCUGUUUUCAAAAGUGGUGAGAAAGUGUCAACAAAGGAGUGGCCUGCCCUCAUUGAGCUCAAAGGGAGGGUCAGACUCAAUCCAUUUGAAAAAUUCCUUCAGGAGCUGCCCAUGUCUCGAAGUCGGGCUGUUAUGAUUGUCCACUUCAUAUGCAAGGAGGGGUCUGCAGAAAGUGACCAGGCUAGCAUUCGUGAGGUGGGUGAUUCAUAUGUGUUAGAUGGGAGGGUAGGGUUUGCCGAGCCCUCUCCAGGAGUGGAACUUUAUCUGUGCCCCACCAAUGAGAAAAUGCGUCAGAUGCUCGGGAAAAUCGUAUCGAAUGACCAAACAGGAGUACUUGAUAACAUCGACAAUGGUCUAAUUGGUGUUUUUGUAUUGAGAAAACUGACUCCAACCAUAUCACCCAACUCAACUUCUUCACACCAUAAACACAGCAGCUCUAAAAAGCAGCACCACGUUACUACUAGUUCUAGGAGACGUGAAGAUAAAGAUGUAAACAUGAAUGUGAAUGUCACCCCAAGACGUCCAACCAAUCCCUUUAAUAAACCCCAAACCCAAACCAUUGAGGAGGAUGACGAUGAUGAUGAUGUGCCUCCGGGGUUUGGAGCCGGCACGGCCCGGGAUGAAGAUGAUUUGCCUGAGUUUAACUUCUCUACUAGGUCAACCCAAAAUCCCUCUAGGAGACUUGGACAAGCCCCCCUCCGUAUGCAUUCUCAAGCCCCGGUAGACCAGAUGAGGGAGCUGAUUUACAAAUAUGGACAAACCCAAACAAGUGAAUCUCCCAGGACCUGGCAGGCGAAUAGGGGAAUUGGUGUACCAGUCAGGCAAUGGAAUGAUGAUGACGAUGACGAUAUUCCAGAGUGGCAACCACAAGCUUCUUCACAGCCCCAGAUAUCACAUCAACACGCUGCUGUGCAGAACUUUCAGCAGACUGCACCCAUGGUGACCCAAUUACUUCCACAUCAGCAACCCAAUGUGGCAACCAUGUAUUCUUCUUCUUCUUCUGUGAAUAUGAUGCAGGGCCAGGGCCAACAAAACACUGCCAUGAAUACGUGGCGAGGUCCCCAAUGGAACAGGUGAGCCAGGAACAGCCUGGCGACCGAUAGUCCGAUAUGCUCCUAUGGCUAUGAGUAGGGGCUUUUGAACGUUUUGGGUUGUAGAUUGUAGUGUUCUUUCUUCUGUAGUAAUUCCUUUUGGGAUGGAAUGUAGGUUUGCAGUUGAUAAUUAAUCUAGUUAGAAUUUCUUCUUUGUUCCCAUAACAAAACAUGAAAGUUAGAAACUGGUAUUAUUCAGAUUCUGCAAUAAUUUGAUGGCGGCUGGUUUGGAUUAUCAA